CGAAACUACUCGCACACCAAGCCCCCCUACUCCUACAUCUCCCUCAUAACCUGGGCCAUCCAGUCAUCCCCAUCCAAAAUGUGCACCCUGAAUGAAAUCUACAGCAUGAUCACCGAACUGUUUCCGUUUUACAGGCAGAACCAGCAGCGAUGGCAGAACUCCAUCCGACACAGUCUGUCGUUUAAUGACUGUUUUGUCAAAGUCUCGAGGUCGCCAGACAGGCCAGGAAAAGGCAGCUACUGGACCUUGCAUCCAAACAGCGGCAACAUGUUCGAGAACGGUUGCUAUUUGAGGCGACAGAAGCGAUUCAAAUGC
Messenger RNA from Helobdella robusta, 315 nucleotides. RefSeq lists its product as hypothetical. NCBI's taxonomy places the organism in Eukaryota, Metazoa, Annelida, Clitellata, Rhynchobdellida, Glossiphoniidae. Gene Ontology annotation, biological process: anatomical structure morphogenesis; regulation of transcription by RNA polymerase II; cell differentiation. Gene Ontology annotation, molecular function: RNA polymerase II cis-regulatory region sequence-specific DNA binding; DNA-binding transcription factor activity, RNA polymerase II-specific. The annotation marks the transcript as partial. The transcript is spliced from 2 exons. The record is from RefSeq and is a predicted model, not a curated record.